UAUUAACUUGUUAAGAACGUAUGGAAUGUAUUGAAGAGUCAAGAGAGUGGUAUAUAGUGUUGUCUCCACUUGGAUCUUUCUUACUUACUCCAUUAUCUUCGCCUUCUUUCUCUCUCUCCCUCAUCUCAUUAAUGGCGAGCUCUACAUCUUUAGCGAUAGUUCUUCACCAGUCUUCCAAUAAUGACGAACUCUUCAUGAAGCAAACUCUUCAAUUCUCAGAAACUCUCAAGGAUUUGAAGAAUUUACGGAAACAGUUAUACUCAGCUGCUGAUUAUUUCGAAACAUCUUACGGCAAAGAAGAACACAAAGAAACAGUCAUAGAGACGUUGAAAGAGUAUGCAGCAAAGGCAGUAGUGAACACAGUGGAUCAUCUCGGUUCUGUUUCCGACAAAUUCAACUCUUUUCUCUCUGAUAACUCGACCCAUUUCUCCACCACUCAUCUUCGUUUGUCUUCUCUUGAACAAAGGAUGAGACUAUGCAGAGAGUACAUGGGGAAGAGUGGGUCUCAUCAGCAUUUGCUUCUAUUUCAAUAUCCUCGCCAUCAUAAGCGUUACUUCUUCCCUCAACAAGGAAGAGGCACAAGUUUCUCUGCAGGAGAUGACUCAUGCCGGUUCAAGAGUGCUGUUCGAUCAACAAUACUAGAAAACCCCCCAAAUACUGCAAGGAAAGCUAACAAGGCAGGGAGUUUCUCUUUUGCACCCAUCGUACACAACAACAUCAACAGCAGAACACCAAGUAAAAGAACAAACUCUCCUAUGAGAUUCCCUCUCUUACGUUCAGGAUCUCUACUGAAACGUUCAAGCUCCCCAAGCCAACCAAAGAAACCGCCCUUACCAGAACCACAAAGAGCGAUACCUGUGUCGAGAAAUACAGAAAUAGUGGAGAUAAAGCAAUCUUCAUCGCGUAAAGGGAAGAAGAUUCUGAUGCUCAAGGCUUUGAUGAGCAUGAGCAAGUCCAGAAACUAAACCUCUUGUACUUUGAUGUCAUCACCGUUCCAACAGCCUAAAAGGCUUAAUUGGCUAAGCAGCCCAACUACACAAUAAGCAGUCCACGAUACAUGGCCCAUGAAAACUAAUAAUCUACUCGUGAAGUCCGAAAGUGAAGUCCGAAAGAGAAGACGGAGAGUCAAAGAGGUAUGAGAAUCUUGGAAGAACCAAAACUAACCUGAAGCAUCUCAAACGGAAGAGUAAACAACAACCAGGCAAAAAAGAUCUUUAGGGCAUAACCUUCUCUUCUUUUUAAACCUAAACAUCCCAUCUUUUUAGGGCAUAACCAAUCGUUUUAACUUUUAAUCGACAUGACGUGUUCCUCAGAAGAUAGAAAUGGUUUGAGAAACAUUCAGUCGCAAAAGAGGCAACGACAAGCAGAUGUGUUGCUAGAUCGUGAUGUUCUUGACUGUCCCGUUUGCUACGAGCCACUCGCUAUUCCCGUCUAUCAGGUUACGCUUUUUGAACAUUGCAUUAUGUAUCCACAUAGUUAACUAUUUUUGUGGUCAUUCUUGUAGCCCUAGUUGUUAAGUUGAGAUCCUGCUUUUAUAAGUUUUUACUUUGGGUUUUGUUUAUCUGAUCUUUAGUUUUAUACAAUUGUUUUGCCUUCAUUUUUUUUUUGUUACUUAUAGAUUGAUGACAAAUUGAUAUAAAUAUAUAGCUGAAAGAAAACAUCAAUUUAAUAAGUUGACUUAAAGUAUAUUUUUCUUAUUUUUGUAAUUGACAGAUGGUAAUUAAGUUUUUUUUUGUAAGAUUUCGUAUGUGUUUGGUCAUGUUCCGAUCAAUGGUUGAUAACAUUUUUGAUUUGGUUUUGUUAUGUAGAGAGUUGAAAAAAUUAUUUCUUUUAGUUAAAUAGGGUUUGAUAUGAUCAAUUUGAUUGCAACUCCUUAGUUUUUGAAUUUCAGUGUGAUAUGGGACAUGUAGCUUGCCAUAUUUGCUGGCCCAGACUCAAUAAUAAAUGUCCUUUAUGUGCUUUACCCAUUGGUAACAAACGCUGCAGAGCAAUGGAGAGUGUUCUUAGAUCAGUGACAGUCACUGUCCCAUGCCCAAACGCAAAGUUAGGUUGCACCAAGCAUGUUCCUUAUGGGAGGAGAGUAUCAAACCAUGAGAAGAAGUAUUGCAGAUUCUCUCUAUGUUCUUGCCCUGAAAUCAGCGAAUGCAAUUACACUGGCUCAUACAGUGAUGGCCUAUUUGGUCACUAUAUGAUAUCCCACCCGUUAAAACCCGGUUGUUUCUUCAGUUUUGGUGCUCCGAGACAUGUGCGGAUGCCCAUAAACGAUAAGAUUUUCGUUCUUAUGACGAUUGAAAAGAAAGUUUUCUUUGUGCUGCAAUGUUUUAGAGA
Messenger RNA from Camelina sativa (false flax), 2328 nucleotides. Lineage: Eukaryota; Viridiplantae; Streptophyta; Magnoliopsida; Brassicales; Brassicaceae. The record is from RefSeq and is a predicted model, not a curated record.